Molecule: messenger RNA, 580 nt
Organism: Blepharisma stoltei
Lineage: Eukaryota; Ciliophora; Heterotrichea; Heterotrichida; Blepharismidae
Source: the annotation of a GenBank genome assembly
AUGGAAAAUACUCUAGAUAUUCAAGAAUAUUCGCCAAUCAUAAAAAGUCAAAUCUGGCAUUAUGAAAUAGGAAAUACUCAUGGAUUUUGGUUUUCAAGCACAGGGAAACCAAGAGUAGUCAUUGGUCCUCACUGUAACAGACAAAUUAGGGAUGUAUUGUUUAAUUUCCGUUUUAUUAUUUACAAUCAUAUUUGGAACAUUGCUGCUGUUUAGCUCUUAUUUUGUCCCAAGAAUUAUGUCUACAAUAAGCUGAGUUGCUUAUUGCACUUGUCUAACAAGCUGGCUUAUAUCUGGAUUAAAAAAUCCAGGUCUCGAACUUGAAAUACUUACUAAUCAACAAGAAAUAACGAAAUAUUUUAACGAUAAGAAAUUUUGCAGGGUUUGUGAAGUGCUGAGAGAGCCUGGGACACUUCAUUGCGUUGAAUGUGAUGUCUGUAUCAAAGAAAAACAAAGUCAUUCUUUAAUAGUAGGAAAAUGCAUUGGUAAAGAAAUAAAAGUUCCUUAUUAUAUAUUGAUAGGAUCAAUUAUUUUUCUUGCAUCAUAUAUUGGAUUUAUAGCAGUGUAUGCUAUUUUUAUUUAA